GCACGCGGUUUCCUCCACAUAAGGUUACAAAGUAUCAUAUUUAGAGAUUAUUUCAGUGAAAGACGGAAUUGUUUCUCCCACGCAUUUUUCCUUCAUUACUUUGAUCAAUGAUCCUUUAAUCAAUGCAGUGAAUGUGUAUAACUAUGGUGUAUCUUUUGAAAGAAUCCAAACAUAAUAUACUAUAAAGAGUUGUGUGGCAACCUCCGAAGACUAAUAACAUGUUACCAACUUACGCCAGAACAUUGGAGGGGAGAGGAAGUAUCAUGUGUUGCACAGUGUCGAGGUUGAACUGUUGUUAGCAACAAGGGAUAGGCGUAGAAUGAACGACUGGCGGCCCUGAUUAAGAAAUUGAGAGGUAUGGAUUAGUGUCUACGUAGAUUCUGCUUAGUGAAGAUGUACAAACAGGAUGAAAUAAUAUAAAGUGCAAUAACAGAUGCCAAAAAUGACUAUAAACUGUGUGUAAUAUACCUAAUCUAUGCAGUGCUUCUAACCCUUCCUGGGAAAUUCAGUGCAUGUGUGAAAUUGCAAAUCUGAAUACAUAGAACACUACAAAGUACAAAGAAACACAUUCAUCAUGGCAAGGGGAGAGGACAGAGAGCAGCUUCUUCAGGAGGUGUCAGACCUGGACCAACAACUGCAUUCCUUUGUCGCCAACAACUCUACGGAAUAUGGGGAACCUCAGGAGGAAGUCAAAGGCUGCAAGCGCUUCCUGAAAGCAUUACAACAAGUGAAGAAUAUCACAAUAGAGCCAAUUCUCUUCUUGUAUUUGCUCUCCUGGACUAUUCAGUCUUCUAUUUCUACAAAUCUCUUGUUAGAUAAGGUGUGUAUUGAAAAGAAUUACUCCAGUGAAAUCUGUGCAAACCUAUCAUCGUACCCAAACAACCAGAUUGAGGUACAGCGCGUUGUCACGAAGAUCAACAUGUACAUGGACUUGCUCACUAACAUACCGUCAGUAUUGUUUGUGCUAUUCUUGGGGUCUUGGAGUGAUAAGCAUGGGAGAAAGCUGCCGAUGAUCUUGCCGUUGGUGGGGAGUCUACUGUCGACCGUGUUGUAUCUUAUGAAUGCAUAUUGGUUUAGUCUUCCUGCCCUCUAUAUUCUUCUGUCUGGAGUGCCUCGAGCUCUGACAGGAGGUUUCAUCACCAUGAUAAUGGCAUGUUAUGCAUACAUAUCUGAUAUAACCAAGAUAAGGAGUCGCACGAUGCGUAUUGCGAUUUUGGACCUUUUCAUGUUUUUGGGAGCACCUCUAGGACUGCUUUUAAGUGAUGUCACCUUUUAUUCCCUUGGAUAUUUGGGUAUUUAUGGGUUAAGUGCCUUGCUGUUUCUGAUAGCAAUUUUAUAUGCCAUUCUGCGGAUUGAAGAUACAAGAGGCCGCUUUUCUAAAUACCACUUGGAAGCGUCUGAACUGGCACAGACUCCAGGAAAUAUGUGCAAAGACUUAGUGGACAUUAACAACGUGAAGAAAAGUAUUGCUGUCUGUUUUAAACCUCGGAGGCACAAACUUAGGACCAAGAUUUUGUCACUAAUGGCAGCCAUGUGCGUCCUUGUUUUUGUGUUUGGUACUACUGGUGUUGAUUAUCUCUAUACAAAGAGAAAAUUUGGCUGGACCUACGACCAGUAUGUCCAUCUUGGCCUUGUAGAAGUUUUUGUUGGUGUUGCUGGAAAUUCUGUUGUGCUGCCUUUGGUGAGCUACAAGCUGCAAGUUGAUGAUUCUGUGAUUGGCUUUGUAGGAAGCUUGUUCAAGAUAGCUAGCCUUAUAAUCAAAGGUCUUGCAGCACAACCAUGGAUGCUGUACCUGAGUUCCUGUGUCAACUUCCCAGGAGGAUUGCCGUUAAUCAUCAUACGAUCCAUGAUGAGCAAGAUCAUUCCGUCAGAUGAGUUAGGCAUGAUAUUUUCCAUGCUGGCAUCGUGGGAAUCUAUUCUGCCACUGGUCUCUCACCCUCUGUGUACUCUUGUGUAUAAUGCUACCAUCAAAGAUUUUCCUGGAACAGUCUACCUCAUGAGCUCUCUAUUCGUUGUGAUUUCUACUGGAAUCUUUGUAUGGUUGAUCAAGAAUAGAAAUUUCACAUCACCUGAACCUCACGUUCAUGAAGAUGAGAUCAUUCAAAGUGUCGAAAGCUGAAAAAGUCUACUAGAAUAUGAGCUCUAAAACGGAUUGCUAAGGGCAUUAAAACUCAGAAAUCAUCUGAAAGAAGGUUACAAAAAAUGUGUAGGGAAUCUUUGAAAACAACUGGAAAUUGUUGUUUAUAGAUGUGAGUCAUGAAAUGUAGUUUUUCAAGUAACGUCCAUUAUCUGACAGGGAUGUGGUCCACAGAAAUCAGCCAAUAUAAUCUUUCCCACAAGACUUGAAAGUUAAGAAGGGUUGGGUUUUGGCUACUAUAUCUACCCUAGAAAAAUUAAAUGAAUAGGGAAAGUAUACCACUAAUUAUCACUUAACAGUGACUGGCAGACCCUCUUACGCAGUCUACCUGUUCAAUCGGUUCACAGGCCCUGGCAUGAAAUCAUUGAUGUACCAGUGGUGUGCCAGUAGUUGACAAGGCUCAGCUUAUUCAGUCUAUUUCCUACUUAAUUUUCGUGUGUUUUUCUCUUUCUUUUAUUUCUUUUUUUCUUUUCUUUUUUUUAGUCAAUAAUGAUAGGUCUACAUGUUACUAUUAUGAAUAUGGAUCUCCUGAUCAAUUUCAGUCUGACAUGUAGGCAGACUGGCACAGGAUGAAUGUCAGAGCAAAGAAAUAUCAGAUAAUGGGCUUUACUUAAAUUUAUAUAUGAAAUUCACGGGUAAUUAAUUAUGUGAAAGGUGCCAAAGUUUCUUAUGAUAUGAAGUAGUAAUGUUAAAAAAUUAUUGCAUGUCGGGCAAAUGUGUUGUAAUACUGAAUGUAAUUUCUUAUGUACAUUAUAUGCUUGUCCAUGUGUGAGUGUGUGUGCACGUGUGUGAGUGUGUGAGUGUGUGUGCACGUGUGAGUGUGUGUGCACG
Molecule: messenger RNA, 2968 nt
Organism: Penaeus vannamei (Pacific white shrimp)
Lineage: Eukaryota; Metazoa; Arthropoda; Malacostraca; Decapoda; Penaeidae
Product: lysosomal proton-coupled steroid conjugate and bile acid symporter SLC46A3
Biological process (GO): transmembrane transport
Cellular component (GO): membrane
Molecular function (GO): transmembrane transporter activity
Source: RefSeq, a predicted model, not a curated record